This is a messenger RNA of Zymoseptoria tritici IPO323, 789 nucleotides long. RefSeq lists its product as uncharacterized. Gene Ontology annotation, cellular component: transcription factor TFIIA complex. Lineage: Eukaryota; Fungi; Ascomycota; Dothideomycetes; Mycosphaerellales; Mycosphaerellaceae. Gene Ontology annotation, molecular function: RNA polymerase II general transcription initiation factor activity; TBP-class protein binding. Bases 121 to 465 code for a protein of 114 amino acids. The record is from RefSeq and is a predicted model, not a curated record. Gene Ontology annotation, biological process: RNA polymerase II preinitiation complex assembly; transcription initiation at RNA polymerase II promoter. The transcript has 3 exons.
CUCGCUCGCCAACAUUUUUCAGAGGUCGUUCCACCGCCUUCACAAAGCUCUCGAACUACCAGCGUCUUCAUCGCUCGCCCAUCCACGAACAUCUCCGCCGCACGCGCACGAUAGUCGAGAAUGGCGCAGCCAGCAGCGCAGGGCUUCUACGAGCUUUACAGAGGCACAUCCAUCGGUCUCGCGCUGGCGGAUACGCUCGAUGAUCUGAUCAGCAGCCGUCGCAUCGAGCCGCAGCUUGCGAUGCGCAUCAUGGCCAACUUCGAUCAGCAUAUUGCUUCGGUGCUUGGGGAGAAGGUUAAGGCGAGGAUGAAUUUCAAGGGCCACUUGGACGUCUACCGAUUCUGCGACGAAGUCUGGACAUUUGUGAUCAAAGACGUCAAGUUCAAGAUGGAUAACAACACACAACAAUUGGAUGCGGAGAAGGUCAAGAUCGUGGCUUGCCAGACGAAGGAAAAGGCGACGUAGAACGAAGUUCGUCCAACGAUGGUGAAAGCCGAAGCGAAGGUCGAGGAUCGGAGUGAGGACUACCUAGUCCCGAUCAAUCCGACGAAGGAGCGCAGAAGGCGAGUCAAGCGCGAGCAAAUGGAGUACAAGGGGUUUUGAGAGAGGACGACUACGAUACCCACGAGAACCGCGAAGACCGGCAUGAUGAUGCGCCUUGGGCCCUGAUGCCACGCUGCAAGACUGGUCCUCUCCAUGUUGCUGGACCCGAUGUGUCUGCACUUAAGGCCUCGAGCGCUAUAGUCAAGCGCCAGGAGUAGCCUAACGAUAUCCAUAUGCUUUGAAAUG